AACACUAAAUGCUGAAUAGUUUUCUAAUCUUCUUUUUUUCACUGUUUUUUAUGCACACCAUUUCGCACCCAAGAAAAGGACCAACCCCCGCACCAAUCCACGUGUCCGUUCCUUGUUCAUCACCGAACGCAAUCUGGCAACACAUCACCAAUAAAACAACGCCAUGUCGACACUCAAUAAAAAAAGCACCCUAAAAUCAGCCCCCACUCGGCGACACCCCGUGUUCCCGGACAGAAUCACCCAUCCCCUCUCAGUCCUAAUCACCAAACACCAAUCCCAACCAAUAACCACCAGCCGCGUGUCCCUCAAACUAUAAAAAAACCCCGUUUGCUGUUUAGUCCUCCACACCAAAGGAUCACCAAGUCAAAACCUUGUAAAAUAAAAACAAAAACGUAAACCCAGCCUUGUUACACUCUGACUAAAUCUCUUCGAUCUCUAUAAAUCUCUCUUUCUCUCUCUAAACCUCUUGUUUCUCUCUCUAAAAAACGCAUCUCUUUGACCCUCUUCGAUCCCGAUCCCAUGGGCCAGUGCCACGGCAAGAACAUCGCCGUCGCCGAGGACGGCUCGCCGGCCGGCGACCCCCGCCGGACCCCCCAGCCACCGCCCUCUAGCCGCGCCACUCCCGCCCAUCCGAGUGCUUGGCCGAGCCCUUUCCCUUUCCCUCAGGGAACCUCUUCUCCUCUCCCCACCGGCGUCUCCCCCUCCCCUGCUAGGUCAACCCCGCGCCGCUUCUUCCGCUGGCCUUUACCACCGCCGUCCCCGGCGAAGCACAUCAAAGCCUCUCUUGCGAAGCGGCAAGGGAAGCCGGCUGAGGUGCCGAUACCGGAGGAUGGAGGUGGGGGUGGAGGUGGAGGAGAGGGAGAAGCGACCUUGGAUAAGAGCUUUGGGUAUGGGAGGAACUUUGGGGCUAAGUAUGAGCUUGUGAGGGAGGUUGGGAGAGGCCAUUUCGGGCAUACUUGUUCGGCGAGGGUUAGGAAAGGAGAGCUGAAGGGUCAGCUCGUUGCUGUCAAGAUUAUUCCUAAAGCUAAGAUGACAACAGCUAUAUCGAUUGAAGAUGUCCGUAGGGAGGUCAAGAUCCUCAAAGCUUUGUCGGGGCAUAAUAAUCUGGUCAAAUUUCAUGAUGCAUGUGAGGACGCUCUUAAUGUCUACGUAAUUAUGGAAUUAUGCGAGGGUGGGGAAUUAUUAGAUCGAAUAUUAUCCAGAGGUGGAAGGUACAUGGAGGAAGAUGCAAAAACGAUUGUUGUGCAAAUAUUGAGUAUAGUUGCCUUUUGCCAUCUUCAGGGUGUUGUUCAUCGUGAUUUAAAACCAGAGAAUUUUUUGUUCAGUACUAAAGAUGAGAACUCUUCCAUGAAGAUUAUUGAUUUUGGUCUUUCUGACUUUGUAAGACCAGACGAAAGACUUAAUGACAUAGUUGGUAGUGCAUACUAUGUUGCCCCUGAGGUUCUACAUAGAGCAUACAGUAUGGAGGCAGACAUGUGGAGUAUUGGUGUUAUAACAUAUAUAUUAUUAUGUGGUAGCAGACCUUUUUGGGCACGAACAGAAUCAGGAAUUUUUCGGUCUGUACUGAGAGCGGAUCCUAACUUUGAUGACUCACCUUGGCCUUCUGUAACUUCAGAAGCUAAGGAUUUUGUUAGAAGGCUUUUGAAUAAGGACUACAGGAAAAGAAUGACUGCCGUGCAGGCUUUGACUCACCCUUGGUUGCGAGAUGAACAAAGACACAUUCCUUUAGAUAUUUUGAUUUACAAGUUAAUCAAAUCAUACAUUCGCUCCUCCCCAUUUAAACGUGCAGCAUUAAAGGCCCUUUCCAAAUCUCUCACAGAGGAUGAACUUUUUUAUCUUAGAUGCCAGUUUAAGCUGUUGGAACCCAACAGAGACGGGCGUGUUUCCCUUGAAAACUUUCGAAUGGCACUCAUGCAAAAUGCAACUGAUGCAAUGAAAGAAUCUAGGGUCCCUGACAUUUUGAAUUUGGUAAACAAUCUAAUCAUUCAAUCAAUCUUUCCAACCUUGCCUUCAAGCUCUUCAAUCAUGCAUAUUAUUUGUCCUAAUCUGUUAUGUUUUUUCCACUUUUCCGUGUUUAUCAUCCCCAACCUAAAUUUUUUCACUUCAAUAAAAAUUCUCUUGUUAUGUCCAUAUCAGUUGGAGCCACUUCACUAUCGAAAGCUCGACUUUGAGGAAUUCUGUGCUGCCGCGAUCAGCCCUUAUCAGCUUGAGGCCUUGGAAGGAUGGGAACACAUUGCAAGCAUAGCUUUUGAACACUUUGAGCGGGACGGGAACCGCGUCAUCUCCAUCGCCGAACUUGCGCAGGAAAUGAAUCUUCCUGCAACAGCUCAUUCGAUCAUGCACGAUUGGAUUCGACAAUCAGACGGUAAACUCAGCUAUCUUGGUUACAUGAAAUUCUUGCACGGUGUGACGAUUCGGAGUUCGAACACAAGACAUCACUAGUUGCAUUUUUCACAACUCAUGUAAUUGUCUCCAAUUGCAUUCACUGUAAGCUCUGUUGAUCUCUUUCUUUUUUUCUUUUGUUUUUUCUUUAAAUUUUCAUGUUUAUCUUCAUUUUUACUCUCUUUUCAGAGAAUGCAUGUAUUACCAAAAUUCAGCAAAAUGCAAGCUUUUCAAGCAAAUGUUAAUUGUUCAGCAAUAUAUUUGAGUUGGUACACACACACACACACAUUAACAAAAGAAAG
Molecule: messenger RNA, 2684 nt
Organism: Dioscorea cayenensis subsp. rotundata (Guinea yam)
Lineage: Eukaryota; Viridiplantae; Streptophyta; Magnoliopsida; Dioscoreales; Dioscoreaceae
Product: CDPK-related kinase 3-like
Exons: 10
Coding region: 520-2442 (640 amino acids)
Biological process (GO): protein autophosphorylation; peptidyl-serine phosphorylation; intracellular signal transduction
Cellular component (GO): cytoplasm; nucleus
Molecular function (GO): calmodulin binding; ATP binding; calcium-dependent protein serine/threonine kinase activity
Source: RefSeq, a predicted model, not a curated record